Molecule: messenger RNA, 114 nt
Organism: Penicillium arizonense
Lineage: Eukaryota; Fungi; Ascomycota; Eurotiomycetes; Eurotiales; Aspergillaceae
Exons: 2
Coding region: 1-114 (37 amino acids)
Source: RefSeq, a predicted model, not a curated record
AUGCCUCAGCCAUCCCGAGUUGUUUUCGUCGGCCCCGGCUGCCGUGGCAAUGCUUGGGCAAACUCUCCAGCCAACUUUGGAGAUAAGUUCGCCAAGCGUGUGAUCCAUGGGUGA